This is a messenger RNA of Rhopilema esculentum, 4711 nucleotides long. RefSeq lists its product as uncharacterized. The record is from RefSeq and is a predicted model, not a curated record. Gene Ontology annotation, molecular function: RNA polymerase II transcription regulatory region sequence-specific DNA binding; DNA-binding transcription factor activity, RNA polymerase II-specific; protein dimerization activity. Gene Ontology annotation, biological process: regulation of transcription by RNA polymerase II. Lineage: Eukaryota; Metazoa; Cnidaria; Scyphozoa; Rhizostomeae; Rhizostomatidae.
GGUUAUCCCCAUUCGGCAUCGCUAGCCAUGCCGCGUUCAAUAUUAUACCCUCUGCACUAGUAAAAAGUGUGAAAACACUUGGUUUGACUAUCUGACACCAGUAAAUUACACUGAUAGGCGUAAAAAAAUCCAGAGUGCAAAUUUUUUAGAGAUCUUGAAACGUGAUGUUGGAAACACAACAUACGCAUGCAUGUCUGAGGAGUGUCUGAUUAGUGACUUUGCGUUGUGUCUAGGGCUUGCAGAGGUCAGGGGUGAUUCACAGGACAAACGGACAUUUAAAAAGCCGAUGCCGAGCCAAGAUGCAUCGCCAGUGGAGACCUGUGAUGGUACUGAAGUGCACGCCUCUACCUCUUGAAUGAUAUCUGCGCCGCUUGGAUAAGCUGGAUUCAUGCUUUUAUGAUACCCCUGAUUAAUUGCCCGUACGAAUAGGGUAUCAGCGGUGGCUAGUUCUUUUUGGAUUUUGGAAAUACCUGGUGCAGUUGAAUAAUUCAUUUUGUUGGAUUUAAAAUCGCGGGUGCUUUUCAAGUUCAAAGUCGUUGAGUCCGUAACCUGCACUGUAAGGUUAGCGUGACCGUUAAAAACAACAUACGCUUUACUGAACUCCUGAGGGAUCACAUCAGAACAAGAUCCAAAAAAUGCAGCAGGGAUGGAUGUAGCGAAGAAUGUUGUUCACAUGUCUAAAUACACCAUUUUAGAAGCAAGAGUUUAGACCAGAAGAAAGACUACUUUCGGCGUAGACGUUCUUUGUCUGUCUAGAUCAGUGUUCCGACUUUUCUCGCAUACAAAGUACGAAACUCGCAUGUGAUAAGGCGAUACCAAGAAGAGGGGACGUUCUUUCGUGAACUAUUGAUUUUGAAAUAUGAUGGUUAGCAGCACAAAUCAGAUUCAAGCAAAGAGGAAGAAGAAAUUCACGGGUGGCAAUGCAUCCAAAAGGCAUCGAGACAGAGUGAACAUUGAGUUCAACAAUUUAGCCAAACUGCUGCCGUUCCCAGAAAAUGUUAUUGCCAAAUUAGACAAAAGUUCUAUUCUUCGGCUUGCUGUCAGCUAUAUUCGGGCAAAAAGUUUUUUUAAAGAUGCUCUUCCCGUUGAUCAGGAAGGUUUGCUGAAUGGAAAACGAGACUCCCAAAACAGAAACGAGAUUUACAAAGGACUGCUGGAAGAGACCUGUUUAACGGAAUUCUUUCUCCAGGCUUUAGAUGGGUUCUUGAUCGUUAUCACUGAAGAUCUCAAAGUCCUUUAUGUUUCUGAAUCUGUCCGAGACUAUUUAGGAUAUUGUCAGGCUGGCAUUAUACACGAAUCCUUUCUUCAGUUUAUUCACUGGGCAGAUGAGGAAAAUGUGAAAAAAGUUUUGAAAGUUGACGCAUCUACAAAUGGUUUGAUAGAGAGCGAUAGAAAUCAAGGGAAAAAGAUGAAUCAAAGGGACUCUGCUGAAGACUUAACUGGAAUUUGUGGCGACUCGAAUUCCAACUCUCGCGUGCAGAGCCGUCGAUUCGUUUGCCGAAUGAAAUGUGCUUUCAGUUGUAGCAGUCGGUUUUACACAGCUUUUCAGGCUUUUCAAUUCAGUGGACAUGUCAGGCGCUCUACAAUUCAAGAAGGCAAGGAACAAAGAACAUUGAACACAUUAAUAGCUUUUGGUAGCCCAUCAGCUAAUUCGAGAUUUGAUCCUACGGAACUUGUUUCUGACACCUACGAUGAGACACGUUCUUGCCCAGAAGACGAGCCUAAUGGACCAAACGUAAAAAUGGUGGGUCUUCAUAUUGAGCCACGUUUGCGGCCUCAUAUUGCGCCAAUACCUAUUCCCCAAAGCGAGACUGAUGGCAGGAUGGUAAACCAAACGCAACCUUAUCCUUACAACCGACAUUUCGGAUUAAACGGACGCAUUGACCCGUCAUGCAGUGCCGGCCUUGAUGCUCGGGUUGGGUCAACAUACCCCCGGAUUAUAAACGAUUACUACAGAGAAGGACCUGUUAGGUACACAAAUGGCUGGGUGCCCCGCUCCUCCAGCCUUUCUAACUCGCCUAUAUCUGACGCGAGUUCACCUCGCGGAAUAAAACGCUCUGCUAGUGCAGAUGCGAGUCCAGAGAAUUGUGACGUCAUCAAUGGAAGGAAACAACCUCGGUACGAUGGUCAAAUUUUUAGCAAGAAUCAAAAUGGAUAUAACUGUCCGCCAUCAGAUGACAUUCACUCGAGUGCAAAGAUUUUAAUGCAGCUAAAAGAAACUCAAAAAAAGCUGGUGGAUAAGUUUUAUUCGGCAAAUGAUAGUGAAUCUGACUCAAGUUGUGACGAUCGGAGUGAGAGAGGCGGCCACAUUCAAUGGGAGCAUGAUGUAAAUACCGAUGAUCAACGAGGCAUUCCCAGGUUCUUGAUAGACAGAAAGCAAUACCCAGAGAACAAUGGUAGGACUUAUUACGGCAGCAAUGGCUUUGUACACGGUACGAGUCGGCGGUUCUCAGAUAGUUUGAGCGCCAAUGCGCAUGAGCUCGCUUUUCGGAAGAGGUCUGAAGGUAUUCGUGGCGUAGAUGGCGAGAAUUUGUUUCACAGGUCGUCCGCCAGAGAUGAAAUGGCAGAAGAAAUACUGCAGUCAAAGUUUUUACCAUCAAGAUUCACGAAUCUAAGAUCUUUCUCGUCUGAGCCUUUUCAAGCUACCGAUUCGUCAUCAAAAGACUCAAAGUCGUUUAUAUUUUCGCGAAUCGCCGCGAUGAAUGGCCUUUCUUCAAAGACGGCAAGCUCGCCAUCAAGGUUGUCACCUCCAAAGAGGGACUUGAAUAAAGGAUUUCACAUCAGCACAAUUCUUGGCUUGAAAGACGAAGUAGGGAAAGACAGAGUUGCCGGUCAACUUAUGCGUGACUCCUUGAAUAAAAAUGUCCAGGAAGAGGCUACUCAAACAGAACUGCAAAGUGAGGCAGAGCAGAGCGAAGGAGAAAAAGUUGUGAUCAGUAAACAUGUUGCUAAUAUUGAUGACGUCAAGAGCUCCUUCGCACAAGUACUGCAGGUUUUUACUGCUACAAUCACCAGAACGAUCGACACUAUACUAAAGCCUUGAACGCACAUUGAGGCACACGACGAUUCGAAGCAUGACAUGUUGCUAAAUUUAUUCACAAAAAUUUUGCACAUGUUGGACAUCGUUUUGGGUUAUUACUAGCACAUUCUCAAGAUUGUUAAAUGGAAAACUGUACAGCAUGAGGACUCUCCAAGCGACAAAACCCGCGAGACAUUUCUUCUCUUGGGGGGGGUGGGGGCAUGGUUAAGGCGGGUUUUGGAAACAUGUAACGAAUUACGCCAGCUGUGUUUUUGAGAAAAUUUUACUUAGAGUAAUUUUCAAGCGUUUUCUUAUUGUAAAUUUUGUCUUUUACCAUCCAGUGAUUUUUUAAAGUAUAAAUUCACAAACAACCGGAUACAGGACACCCAUGAUUUUCGACAAAGCAUCUCGCUAGUCGAGAUUGAAAUGCUAAUAUGACGGGAAAGAUGAUUCUUGAUAAGUUCCAACGAAUGUUUCUAUUUCCUUGUAAAUGUCAAGUGAAAAUUGAUUUUAUUUUGUAUUCAAACCAGUGAGAUUAUAUGCACAGACUUACACAUAUUCGCAGACAAAAGGCUAAUACACACACUACUUUAGUCUAAAUUAGAUCAAUGUAAUUAAAUGUUUGCAAACUAUUUAUUUGACAAUGAUUAAUCACUUUCGUAAGAAGAAAUAUCCACGUGCAGCCUCGGAUCAGCCCAGUAUCAGAAAUCAGCUUCGAGGCAGGUUCCUUGGUUCAUUUUGAUCGCAUUUUUUAUCAGUAUGUUCGCAUCUAGGACGUUUUCUUCUUACGAAAAUGAAUGUACGAUAUAUUUCAGGCAUACAUACGUCGAUUAGUUGAUAUUCCUUGGCUGUGUUGAUUUUUCAAGGACCUCUAUGCAAUUUUCGUUUUAUUUUUAUCUGUUAGAGAAUCUUCUUGCUCCUUUCAUGGAAUGUUCUUCUUCGUUAGUGUUAAUCAUGUUUUUCUGUUCAAUUUAAGAUAACCAAGGGUAGAAAGAAGCUACAAGACAGGUUCAAGCUUUUUAUUAUCUAUAAAAACAUAGACAUAAUAGUGAUGCCAGUUCUGAAAAAAAAUGUUCAUCAGUUUUCUCGUUUACCUUUGAGACAAAAACGCUUAAACAUAUAACUGAGAACCGAUUUUCUAUUCAACUAAAGUGGCUGGUAUCAAACUACACUUCAUUUUCCGUUUUACCUGUUCACAAAUAACUUAGCCUUUGUCCCCUUGUCAUACCCCACUGCUUAUAUACAUCCCAACCCCAUCCCACUCAUUUCUUUAAACUUAAGAGUAAGGUCUCGUGUACAUUUCGAGCGUUGCGAUUGACACUUCUUCGAAAGAGAUUUAAAUGCCUGUAAAAGAAUUUAAAAGUAGACGGGCUUGGUUCUUCGACAUUAUUUCUUUAUAAAAUCCUUUUUUCCUUCUCAUUAUUGUCAGACACUUUCCUUCUCAAACAUCGAAUGCCAGAACUGUUCGAUUUAAUUCAGUGCAAGCUCAGAAUCCUUGUCUUGUAGCUUUACAAACCGAAAUUUAACCGGGUUUUUUUCUCAUUGAAAAUGCUGUCGUGUAUCCAUUCGUUUGAAAGCUCUCGAAUUUAGGUGAGCUGUAAAAAUUCUUCAUGCCAUCUUUAAAAUGUUGGUAAUUAUGUAUAGAAUUCGUUAGACGUAGAUAUUAGAGUCUGAAAUUAGAAUGAAGCUGCA